Molecule: messenger RNA, 156 nt
Organism: Prunus armeniaca (apricot)
Lineage: Eukaryota; Viridiplantae; Streptophyta; Magnoliopsida; Rosales; Rosaceae
Source: the annotation of a GenBank genome assembly
AUGCGUUCAAUAAUAUAUAUUGCUUACACGAACUCUGAUGGGAAUUUUAUCUCUGCUGCGGACUUUGAGACAUCAGUUGAAUAUCAGCAAGAACUAGUACCAGAGGAAAAGGUCAUGAAAUCUGGGGAAUUCUUUCGUAAUGAAAGACAAUCCUAA